This is a messenger RNA of Abrus precatorius (Indian licorice), 2801 nucleotides long. RefSeq names its product auxin response factor 3-like. NCBI's taxonomy places the organism in Eukaryota, Viridiplantae, Streptophyta, Magnoliopsida, Fabales, Fabaceae. The record is from RefSeq and is a predicted model, not a curated record. The transcript is spliced from 11 exons. Gene Ontology annotation, biological process: regulation of DNA-templated transcription; response to hormone. Gene Ontology annotation, cellular component: nucleus. The coding region runs from base 313 to 2445 and encodes 710 amino acids. Gene Ontology annotation, molecular function: DNA binding.
AUUCAUUCACUCUCUCCUCAAAGGAAAAGGGAAGAGCCCAAAAAGGGGGGGAAAAUGAAGAGAGAGUGAUAGGUCAGUGGGAGAGAAAGACAGAGACAGAGAAAGAGGGUCUCUUUCUUUUUGGAGUAUUGGGUCAGGUUCUUUUGGCAAUGCCCAAGUUGGUCUUCACGCUCUCUCAGUCUCAAGAAAAUGCAGUAUCAGCAGGAGGCAUGAAAAAACCACUUCUUCAAAUAUCUCUCUCACACUCUGCAACCGCAACAAUCUUCAUUCGUUUUCUUCGCUUUCCCUCUUUCCUCUCUCGUCUUCUUUCCCAUGGCUGGUUUGAUCGAUCUCAACAACACCACCGAGGACGAUGAAACGCCGUCGUUUGGUUCCUCCUCCGUGUGCUUGGAACUGUGGCACGCGUGCGCGGGUCCUAUGAUCUCCUUGCCUAAGAAGGGAAGCGUUGUCGUGUACUUUCCUCAAGGACACUUGGAACACCUUCACGAUUUUCCGCUCCCUGCCUCUCUUAAUAUCCCUUCCCAUGUGUUCUGUCGCGUUGUUCAUGUCAACCUUCAUGCUGAGGAAGGGAGCGAUGAAGUGUAUUGCCAAGUGUUGUUGGUCCCUGAAAGUGAGCAAGUGCAGCAAAAGUUGCGAGGAGGGGAAAUUGAUGCUGACGGGGAAGAGGAGGAUAAUGAAGCUGUGAUGAAGUCAACACCCCACAUGUUCUGCAAGACUCUUACUGCUUCUGAUACCAGCACUCAUGGAGGGUUCUCUGUGCCUCGUCGUGCUGCUGAGGAUUGCUUUCCUCCCCUGGAUUACAGCCUACAGAGACCUUCACAGGAGCUUGUGGCAAAGGAUCUGCAUGGCCAGGAAUGGAGGUUUCGACAUAUUUACAGGGGGCAACCUCGAAGACACUUACUUACUACUGGAUGGAGUGCAUUUGUGAACAAGAAGAAACUUGUGUCCGGGGAUGCCGUACUGUUUCUUAGGGGUGAUGAUGGGGAACUGAGAUUGGGAAUUCGUCGGGCUGCCCAACUGAAAAGUGGCAGUGCCUUUUCAACACUCUCCAGCCAGCAAUUGAAUCCUAGCUGUCUUAUGGAAGUGGUUAAUGCUUUAUCUACAAGAUGUGCCUUUAGUGUUCAUUAUAAUCCGAGGGUCAACUCAUCUGAGUUCAUCAUACCUGUCCAAAAAUUUUUAAAGAGCCUUGAUUAUUCUUAUUCAGUUGGAAUGAGGUUCAGGAUGCGUUUUGAAACUGAAGAUGCUGCAGAGCGAAGAUUCACAGGAUUGAUUGUUGGAAUUAAUGAUGUGAAUCCUGUUAGGUGGCCUGGAUCAAAAUGGAGAUGCCUACUGGUGAGGUGGGAUGACUUAGAAACCACAAGGCAUAAUAGGGUUUCUCCAUGGGAGAUUGAACCAUAUGGUUCUGCUUCCACUGCCAAUAACUUGAUAGCAGCUGGUUUGAAAAGGACUAAGAUUGGAUUGCCUUCAGCAAAGCUAGAAUUUCCAGUUCCCAAUGGGAUUGGGACAUCAGACUUUGGGGAAUCACUAAGGUUCCAGAAGGUCUUGCAAGGUCAAGAAAUGUUGGGUGUUAAUACUACUUUUGAUAGUAUUAGUGCUCAGAGUCACCAACUAUCUGAAUUAAGGAGGUGCUAUCCUGGUUCAAACUGUCCUGGGAUCGCUGCAACGACAGGAAAUAGUAUCAGAAUCCCACAAGUGAGUUCUGAUCUUUCCUGCAACGGCAUAGGCUUUAGUGAAUCUUUCCGAUUCCAGAAGGUCUUGCAAGGUCAAGAAAUACUUCCUAGCCAACCAUAUGCUAGGGCCUUGUCUGUUGAUGAGGCUUGUGGAAAUGGUCGCUUUGGACUUUUCGAUGGUUACCAGGCACUGAGAUCCAAAAAUGGAUGGUCUUCCAACAUGAAUAACAAUUCUUCACUUUUGCAUCCACCGGUUCCAUCCAGGCAAGUGUCAUCUCCAUCAUCCGUGUUAAUGUUCCAGCAAGCAGUCAAUCCGGUUUCAACCUCGGAUUAUAACAAUAAAAUCAAUCAGGUGAUGAAGGAUAAAGUCCAUCAACGAGGUUCAUAUGCUUCUGAAGUAGAAGGUGGAACUUUUGUAUCAACUCCUGCUUAUGAACCUAUUCUUUGUGGACUAGCUCAUGAGGGCACAAAUUCUUUUGCUAUUUCAAAAUUGCAUAAUCAGUUGGAUAGUUCAUGCUCACAUGAUUCCAUUUCAGUACUGAGAGGCAGUCAAGAGUUGGUUUCCUCUUGUAAAAGUAGCUGCAGAGUCUUUGGUUUUUCAUUAACAGAGGGUGCUCCUGUUGCUAAUAAAGAGGCUGAUGCAUCUCCAGUCGCUUGUCAAUUAAAUUCUGGAGCUUCCUUUACAAGGCAUGUUGAAGAUGAUUUUCAUCCAGGGCAUUCGCUUAGAAACAAGGCAGUUGGAAGUUAUUGCACCAAAGGUGUGCUGCAGUAUUGACCUUAAAAUCAUGAUGCAUGCUAGUUGUGACACGGGCGUGAGGUAGCAGAGGAUAAUGUCCUUAGUUGUUGUACUUUAUGUAUGUGCUUUGCUAUAAUAACCAUAGAUUUUGAAGACCAAAAAAGUUGUAACUAUUCGCCAAAUUCAGAUAUUUAUCUUUUAAAAUUGGCUGACUCACAUUCAAGCUCCUGUAUUAAUCUUUUAUGGUAUGUUUAUUGACCGGUAUGAGGCAACCUCAAUCCGAUGCAUGUUUAUCCACCUUUUGGUUAUAUGCUGAACAAAGUGGCAGUGCAUAGCGCUUCAUUUAUCUUAAAUUGGGUAUGACAACAUUAGAGAUCAAGAGCUCUUUAUUUUUG